Messenger RNA from Colletotrichum orchidophilum, 501 nucleotides. RefSeq lists its product as uncharacterized. The coding region runs from base 1 to 501 and encodes 166 amino acids. The transcript is spliced from 2 exons. Lineage: Eukaryota; Fungi; Ascomycota; Sordariomycetes; Glomerellales; Glomerellaceae. The record is from RefSeq and is a predicted model, not a curated record.
AUGGGAGACAAGGUGACUGCUUCUCACCAUAAGCCCCAGCCAUCUCGAUGCUCUAUCUCGAUUCUGUCCUACUGCAUGUCAGGCCGCGAUGGCAAGACCACCAGGCGAGGAAGCAUGGCCUUCCCCGCCAUUGGCAUGUACUCGUGCGUCAGCUACCUCACCAAGCUCGCUGAUCGCCAGCUCCAGCUUCAUCGAGUUCUGACCGCCAAUGUGAAUUCGUUGGCUGCCAAUAUCAGACGUUCGCUAUGUUCAAUGGUAGCGAGUAGCGCCAGCUUCAAGCUUCCCCUCGCCGAACGUCGACAUCGAUCGACAUUUUGUUGGGGCUCGGCGGCUGGUCCACCCCUGAUGGCUGGCUGUUCAAACCUCAAGGGUCCAUGUCUCCAACCAGACAAAGUUACUAGAGAACAUCUGAAAAGGCAGCAAAAGCAAGCGCAGCAGCGACCUCCGCACACAUCAGACAAACUCUGUCGCCAGACGACUUGGAAGCUGGUGUUAAUGUAA